UUCAGAAAAGAAGAUAGAGAAAGGUUCGAUGUAAACAAGAUGUUGUGCUGCAGUGUAGGUUGUCUACAUUCAACCGUUAAGUGGGUUCUGUUGCUAUGCUUCUUAACUUUUUGCAUCCAGUACUGGUUAAACAAAAAAGAACAUUUAACAAAUGGCGACGAGAUAGCUGUAUUGGUGAGGAAAUAUGCAGGUUUGAAACCCAAGGUGGCUUUUGAGAAAAUAGCCACGGUGCUUCGUAGAAUGUAUCCGGGCCAUAUUCUGCCAGAUGAGGAUAUGCAGUGGAUAUUUAUGAAUGCUGGCGGGUGGAUGGGCAGCAUGUGUAUCCUGCAUGCUUCUCUUACGGAGUAUAUUUUGUUUUUCGGUACAGCUGUGGAAACCUCAGGUCACUCUGGUCGUUACUGGGCCAAUAUCUCCGACACAUUGAUUUCAGGGUCAGUGAGGCAGUGGAGGGAGGGAGAACUAGAAGCGCAUGUCUAUAAUACCGGUGACACCAUACCACACCCCAUGGGGAAUGCCACAGCGGUCUACUUUGAGGCGGACACCUGGAUGGUGGAGUAUGGCAGGGGAUUUAUCCCGUCUACACUUACCUUUGCCCUGGCAGACACCUUCUUUAGUACCACAGAUUUUGUGACCCUGUUUUACAUUCUCAGGAUUUAUGCUAAAGCUAUGUUUCUGGAAGUCAAUGCAUCAUUGGAGGACUGGAAAGAAUAUAUCAAGGACAAUUUGUAACUCUAAAUGUGCACCAUUGUUAUCUUCCACUUUUUUAUGUAAUGUUAAGGGACCAAGUCUCAUGCAUUCUUGAAAAGUUUUGAUCGUUGGGCUGGACCACUGUACACAGUUAUUCCUGAUAGAUCAGGUGCAUUGAGUGGACAGUGGGUAAUAUAGGGUGUUUCAAAAUAUGUCAUUUUCAGAUACUCAUUAAAAACAAUAUUAUAUAUAUAUGUACAACAUUUAUUGCAACUCAGAACUCAUUGCAAAUUUAUUCCAAAAUAUAUAUACUGGUAAACAUUCUUUAUACAUCAUGUACAUAAGCCAUUUAUUAUACACAUAGUAAGUUUUAUAAUGAGCAUAUAUUACCACCUGACAAUUUUAAUUUCAUUUUUCAGAAAAUCCCAUUGACAAAAGUAAAGAAAAUUCAGAUCUUAUGAUUGUACUGGUCACAUCAAAGCAAAUUUCUCCCUUGGAACCAUUCCGACACUUUCUUUAAUUCAUAUGCAGAAUAGAUCUGUCCUAGAUAAAGCAUACAUAUUAGUUCUUUCAUAUUUCAGCUUUGGUAAAAACAAAAACAAAUUGAUUUUUAGUAAAGUACACGUACGUGUAUCAAUCUGAAUUUACACAGUAAGGCAUGACAUUACUGUCUUAGAAAAAUUCAGACCAAUAAUCCAAUAGCACUUAAUGCUGCCCAUGUAGAGAAUUUGACAGAUGUAUUGAAACACCCUGUACAUUGACCUCUAAUCAUUGUUUGGUUAAGUGAACCUGUGAGUACAUGUAAGUGUGAUUGGUUUAACCUAAUUUGUAGUUAGAGAGUGUUGACACAUUGCUGGUUGAAUUAUUGCAACAAUAAUCAUGUAAGUGUCCAGGGCAUAAUAGUGUUGAUGAUGUCUUUCAAUCUUCCAUUUUCAUCUUCUUUCUGUCACUCCCAUUUCGUGUUUAACUCAUUUCUGAAAGAGCUACCAUCAUCAUAUUUCAUAUACAGAUACCUCUUUGUGAGAUUAUAAUGAUAACGGGUUUUCAUUUACCUUGACCCUUUAUUUGACCUCACUUUGAUUACAAGUAAAUGAUUUAAGAUUUACGAAACUAAGUGAAAACUGACACAUACUUACCAAAACCUUCUUAAAGAGGUGUAUCUGUAUUUUGGAUAAACUAGAUAGAAAUGGCUUGAGGAAAGUCACUGCCCAACCCACUAGAAAUAUUUCAAAUAAAUCAAAGUACUGAAAAUACUGCAAGAGUGAGACUAGUUCAACCUCACAACAACAGAGUUAACAUAUUAAAACAAAUACAUAGAGACCGUUUGAUUUUGAGGGAACUAAUUGUUACAACACCUAUUGAAAUUACUCGGGGAGAGUAUUUUAGGGUAUUUAAUGUCACCAUAAAUGUAACUCAGUAAAGUUACACACUUUAUGUGUUCAGUGAAGUUACAUACUUUGAGUAUUUGUUAAUUCAAAAUCCCUGUUGAGUUACAUUCCAUAAUCCAUUUGGGGAUUUUUAGUCAGUAAUACAUGUAGCUUUGAGGCUGAGGGAUGUCCCACUUAUUGUAAACAUUUUGUAUUGAAUUUUCUAAUACUAACAUUUAUAAAGCUAUCUUAUGUACAUUGUGGUAAUCCAGAUUUGAUAUUUAUUUUGUCAACACUGGAGAAUAGGAUAUUUAUGGAACACCCUAUGAUAUACUAAUAUGUUGUUUUUUUUCGUUUUUUUUUUCCAUAGAACAUUUUGCUGCUUUAUAUAUAUUUGAAAUAAAUAUUUUUGUGUGUACAUCUGUGAAUUUAGGGUGCUUACUAUUGAAUAGUAUUGUACAUCCUAACAUUAAUGUAAAUUUCAAUUCUGUUUUAAUUUUGUGUUAAAGCACGUGACCUUGAUUUUUAACUUGCCUGAUCCAUAGGCUCAAGUGAGCUUUCUGAUCAUUUUUCUGUCAUUGGUGAUAACUUUUCUCAUAAAUGACUUCUCAAUAAUUAACAAGCCAAUUCUAAAGAAACUUGGUACAAUGCAUCUUUGGAUAAAAGGAAUUCAAAGAGGAAAUUAUGAAAAAUUGGAUAUGCAUUUUGAAAAUCUUCUUAAAAUCUCAUCCUUACGUCACUUUGGGUGAGUGGGAGUAGGGAAUUGAGCCAUAAUGGGAUAUAGACUGUUAAAGUCCCAGGAAUGUGAAUGCUGCAGUUUUUCAAAUGAGGACAAAAGCAUUUUUCUAUAAUUGCUCUAUGAUAGACAUAUUUAUAUCUACUAAUUCUAAUGUAGAGACUACUAGAGUUCAUGCCAUAUUACCAUUUGGGAUCAAUGUUUAAAAUUUAACCCAUCUGUGGAGUUUAUUUGACUCAGGUGAGCAUUGUGGCUCAUGGCCUCAUUUUACUACGUUUUCACCUUGAUUUGUAAGAGAGAAAAAAGUAUUAAGAUAUAUGCAUUGUCGUGGUGCUUCAUAUAUGAGUUCUUUAUUUAAAAUUUUUGUGACUACAAUUACAAUGUACAUAAUUUUAUUUUUUAAUUCAGAAUUUCCGUAGCUGCAAUUACUAGUACUACAUACAUGAAUUUUUGUAUUUAGAAUUUUCAUAACUGCAAUUACAAGAAUCUUUCAUAACUGCAAUUACAUUAAUUAUACUCCAUGCAACAAAGUUGUGGAGGGUAUAAUGUUUUUGACUUGUCCGUCAGUCCCUUUCUUGUCAUCGCACUUCCUCUGAGACCGCUCAACAGAAUUUCGUGAAACUUUGUAGUUAAUAUGGACACACUGUGUACAUGUCCAUAUUCGCAGGAAAUUCUGAUUCAAUAAUUUUUCUGGGAGUUAUGUCCCUUUUGAACUUAGAAUUUCGAGCCUCCCCUGUUCUUUUCAGCGCAACUCCUCUGAGACUGCUCAACAGAAUUUCGUGAAACUUUGUAGUUAAUAAGGACACAAUGCGUACAUGUGCAUAUUCCCAGGAAAUUCUGAUUCAAUACUUUUUCUGAGAGUUUGCCCCUUUUGAACUUAGAAUUUCGAGCCCGUCUGUCCUGUUCAUGUCAACUCAACUCCUCUGAGACCGCUCAACAGAAUUUCUUGAAAUUAAUAAGGGCACACUGCGUAGAUAUCGCAUAUUUCCAGAAAAUUCUGAUUCAAUAAUUUUUCUGGGAGUUAUGUUCCUAUUGAACUUAGAAUUUCGAGCCCGUCUUUCCUGUUCUUGCAGUAAUGGUAUUACUGUAUAGUAUUACACUGUACCAUUCAUUAUGUGAGCCAUUGUCAAGCAAGGUUGGAGCGUGGGGUAUGUGAGAUUGCUCACUUCUGCUUUCUUUCAGGGUUUUUUUUUUUAAAUUUAAGUACUGUUAUAUUAAUUUUUUAUUAAGAAGUUUUGUAACUGCAAUUACAUGUAUUGAUUUUUUUUAUUCAGAAUUUUCCAUAUUAAUAAAUGCAAUUGCAUGAA
Messenger RNA from Ostrea edulis (European flat oyster), 4097 nucleotides. RefSeq names its product sigma non-opioid intracellular receptor 1-like. Lineage: Eukaryota; Metazoa; Mollusca; Bivalvia; Ostreida; Ostreidae. The record is from RefSeq and is a predicted model, not a curated record. The transcript has 4 exons. Bases 40 to 729 code for a protein of 229 amino acids. Gene Ontology annotation, cellular component: endoplasmic reticulum.